GGAAGAGCAGUUGGACCAAUGCCAAUUCUUGGUUCUCAAGACUCUUUUCCGUAUGAACAAGUACUUGUAAAACAACACUUAUUCUUUUAUACUAAGACUAACUUGACUUGAAUUCAAUUAUUUUUCGUGCGAGUUUUGCUUUCCCUCUUCCACAAUCGUUCUGUUCAAAAGGACAAUCAAUCCUUCUGUUCAAGAUACUGAGCAAUUGUCUGAGGAAAUAAUUGUGACUGUGCAAUUGCAGAGAUGGCGAUCAAGUCCUACGCAACCCAAGCUGAGCUACUUCUGCGGAACUAUAUGCAUGCAGAUUCUUAUGCCCUGUGCACAUCUAUUAUUGGCAGCAUUUGUGCUUGCAAGAUGGUUUAUGAUCUCAGCCAGGUCAUUAGUGCAGCUUACUUGAAGAGCUAUUCUAGACUUUCGAAACUUAAAAAGAUUGAGUGGAACAACCGUGCCAUAUCAACCUUCCAUGCUAUAUUCAUCACAACCAUGUCACUUUACUUUGUAUUCUGGUCAGACCUGUACUCCGGUGAUCAUUUUGCUCCUGCUAUUACUCUUCGACAUUCAAAAUUGUCUACAUUUGCUCUGGGUGUUUCUAUUGGUUAUUUCCUUAGCGAUCUGGGAAUGAUCAUUUGGUUAUAUCCUUCUCUUGGUGGUUUGGAGUAUGUGGCUCAUCAUCUUCUUUCCAUGUUAUCUGUGAUCUAUGCAAUGGUGACUGGUGAAGGACAGAUUUAUACAUAUAUGGUCUUAAUUUCCGAGGCAACAACCCCUUCCAUCAAUUUAAGAUGGUAUCUCGAUGCAGCUGGGAUGAAGACAUCUAGGGCAUAUCUCAUCAAUGGGGUUGUGAUGUUUUUGGCUUGGGUGGUUGCUAGAAUCUUGCUGUUUUUGUACUUGUUUUAUCACAUAUGGGUGCAUUAUGACAAGGUGAUGCAGAUGCAGACAUUUGGACAUUGCUUGGUUCUUGGGGUUCCAUCAGUCCUUACUGUCUUGAAUUCGGUAUGGUUUUGGAAGAUUUUAAUGGGAUUGAAGAAGACAUUGGCAAAGAGGCAUUAGAAGUCCCUGUUCAAUAAUUAUGUCAAGGCACUAAUCUAUUUUUUUGUUUGUUUUUUCUUUUGUACAUUGACCUGUAUAUUCUCUCUUUUCAACUUUCUAUCCGAUCAAGGAGAGGAGGACAUUGAAAAAUGGACUGCGGAUUCCCUGGUUUACUACCAAGGGAAAUUCUGUUUUUUUUUUUUUUUUUUUUUUUCAGUUGGAAGGUGUCCGGGUCUCACCCCGACUAAUCCUACCAUCCCCAAGGAGAGCGGGCCCCACCGAUCCCCAGGAAAUUACCCCAAGCAGCCCAAGCGCGGAAUCGAAACCAGGACCGGCGCCUUAACUAAAAACGCGAAGUCCGCCCGAGCUGCCUGUGGGGGGCCUGGGAAUGUACUAAGUCCGCCCUACCAACCCCAAGGGAAAUUCUGUUUUGAGAAAUCGAACAAGUUCAUGUACUGUAUAUAUUCCUGUUAAAUUAAGAGCUGCAAUAAUAUUGCGAUCAUUAGCUUUCUAGAUAUUAUGGAGUGUAUUUCAAGAUUUGCAUC
Messenger RNA from Coffea eugenioides, 1571 nucleotides. Its product is annotated as transmembrane protein 56-B-like. NCBI's taxonomy places the organism in Eukaryota, Viridiplantae, Streptophyta, Magnoliopsida, Gentianales, Rubiaceae. The record is from RefSeq and is a predicted model, not a curated record. The transcript is spliced from 9 exons. Bases 244 to 1047 code for a protein of 267 amino acids. Gene Ontology annotation, cellular component: endoplasmic reticulum; membrane. Gene Ontology annotation, biological process: lipid homeostasis.